CGCCACGAGGACAAGAAAGAAAGACGGGAGACGAAGCGACACGCCAUUGGUCAGAAUCGCUCCGACAGCGCUUCCCAUUGGCUGGUUGAGUUGCCCCGCCAGUUGAGUCUAGAAACAGCGCCACAAUUAAACGUUUGUUAUCCGCGGACUGUUUGCGGUCAAAUUUGCAAACUUAGAUUCAGACAAACGAUCGUAAACUCGCUUUACAAAGUUUGUGACUUUAUUAAGCGGUCAGUUGUUGUCCGAGAGACUCGAGCUUCGUCCCGUAUGUUAAGCUAACAGAGGCAGCUAAUGCUGUUUGAGCAGGAAGCUAACGUGGCUAACGUUAGCUGAACUCACCGGGGUGUUUUCAGCCUUUAGUUACCGCUCAUAGUUCCACUCUGUCGGCCACAGCAGGGAUGAGCUGCCCGGUGAACCUCCAGGCGCUGCCGUCCGGAGUCUUUGAAGCGGUUUUUACUCCAGAGAACAUGAGAGGAAGAACUUCGAUGAACUCUCUCACUCCGCUGAGUUUCCCCAAAUCCAGAUCGGCUCUGUGGGACGGCAGCCCUGCUGGGGAGAAGCUCCGCCUCCACCUCUGCUGUCACAGGAAGCCUCGGUUGGUGCUGAUGGAGAAAGCUCUGCGGCUGGCUCAGCGUCACGCCCGUCACAGCAACAAGCCCCGCCUCCACUGCUUCCUCCUGGGAACAGUGUCUGUGGACGCAGAUGAGGAGGGCGUCACUGUGACCCUGGACCGGUUCGAUCCGGGUCGGGACCGGGCCGGAGCUUCGGGCAGAGUUCCCUCCGCUCUGCUGCCUGGAGACGUCCUGGUUCCCUGUUUGUUCUCCAAACACACCGAGACGUCCGACGCUGUCGUCCAAUCAGAGGCUGAGCUGCAUCACUGCUUCAAGGCGUUGCAGCAGUUUGUGAGCAGCAGACAGACUCUGGAUCUGUCUCAGCUGAUAAAGGUCAGAGGUCACGCUGUCUGCUCUCAGCAGUCUGACGCCGCAGCGUUCGGCCUCAGCUGGUCGGCCGUCUGUCCGUCCGUCGGUGUGGAUGUCCAGCCGGUCCGAGCCGAUCCCAUCAUCCCCACAGCUCUGCUGAGGAGUCUGACCAGCAUCGACCGGCCGCCGCCGCACGCCGCCAACCGACAGAGAGGGUUUCUGACCAUGGAUCAAACCAGGAAACUGGUCCUGCUGCUGGAGUCGGAUCCUAAAGCGUCCAACCUGCCGCUGGUCGGCCUCUGGCUGAGUGGAGUCACACACGUGUACAACCCUCAGGUGUGGGCCUGGUGUCUGAGGUUCCUGUUUAGCUCCGCCCUGCAGGACAGAGUUCUGUCAGAGAGCCGCUGUUUCCUCCUCGUUCUGUUCGGUUCCACUCACAGAGCUCCUCAGUUCUUCCAGUGCCGAGGACCAGGACCGGGACCACAGCUAGACUACCAGCUGCUGACAGCCUCCCAGUGUGUCACACUGUACCAGCAGGUGGUCUCUGUGGAGGGUCAGACUCUGCAGUGCGAGCUGGGUUCAGAGGAUCACAGCAGACAGACGCAGAUCUUCAGAGAGGCUCAGACCUCGUUCAACAGUGCUGCCCCACCAGCUGCCGGUCUGUCUGUCAGCGAUCAGGACUCUGGAGUCGAGGAUGAGGACCUGUCUCCGCGACCGUCCCGAGCCCCCACCCCGCUCAGCAGGUCAGCUCGGAGAGUUCAGCCGUCUGUUCCUGAACUCUCUCUGCUGAUUGACAGCAGCUUCACCUCCAAUCAGAGCAGUUGGCAGGACCCUGGCUCCGCCCACAGACCUCCUCCUCCUCCUGCUGCUGCUGACAGGAAGUCUGCUCCUCCAACUGGAAACACCACCUCCUCCUCAGCUCCCAGACCUGCUGCUCCUCCUCACCUCCACAGCACCCCCAACUCCAACCUGCAGCAGCCCUGCAGCUGCUGCUCCACCCACACCUACGACUGCACCUCCAUCUUCUCCUCCCCAGGACUCCACCCUGCUGCUGCUGCUCCUCCACCUGCUGCAUUCUCACAUCACAACACUCCUCCUCCUCCAUCCUCCCACCACCACAGUCCUCGUCCUCUCUGCAGUCUCCACCCCGCUCCUCCUCCACCUCCUCCUGCUCACUCCCAUCACCACACUCCUUCCAGCAACCGUCCAGUUACUCCUUCUGUUCCGCCUUCCUCCACUUGCGGUACUCCACCUCCCCCCAUAGCUCCUCCUCCCUCCCACAGCCCCUCGUCUCCUCUCUCCAGCCACCACCACACUCCUCCUCCCUGUCCCUGCAGCCACCCUCCUGCUGUCCCGUGGUGCGGUGACUCCCCCUCUCCUCACCCCUCCCGUCCAGCAGCAGCAGACCCUGUAUCUCCCCCCUGGAUCCCCCGUCCCUCCUGUGUGAAUCAGUGCUGCGAUCAGGUGGGCGGAGUCACACCGUCUGAUCCCUACCAGCUCCUCCUCCAUCAGGACCGACAGCUUCGCCUCCUGCAGGCUCAGGUCCAGAUGUUGCUGGAGGCUCAGGGGAAACUUCAGUCGUCCAGUCGGCAGGUCGACACUCAGACACCCAGGAGCACCGCCAGCAUCGCUGUGGGGACAGGUGCCAGUCUGUUCUGGGGGGAUCCUGUCCAGCCCCUCCCUCAUCCGGAGGUACAGGCUCCUCCCCCCUCCUCACCCACACCUCCCCCCUCAUCCUCCCGCAGCCCACCCCCCUCACGCGCCGACCUGUCCGUCAUCAGGCCUGUGGGCGGAGCUGAGGACAGUGACACCGCAGGUCAGGAGGCUACCUGCUCCCCCUCUGGUCAGCACAGCGUCGGCGGUCUGCAGAGUCCGGUUCUGGGAGAGAGCGUCAGCAUGCACAGACCUGCAGACGACCAGCAGAGCUUCUACCACGACCUCAUGAAUCAGCUGACCAGUCGUCUUCAGGAGUCAGACGGCAGACAGGAAGUGGAGGAGGAGGAGGAGUCCAGGAGGAGGAGCCUGUCUGUGGUUUCUGACCGCUCCCAGUCCUCCUCCCAGUCCUCCCAGUCCUCCUCCUGGUCCAGGAGGAAGCAGCAGCGUUGUGGAGGAGACCCGGUGGUCAGCGCCACUGUGCGGCAGCUGCAGCAGCUCGGAGUCGACGUGGACGAUCUGACCGAGUCUGACAGAAGAAAACACCAAACCGUAGAGAGCAGCAGGUACGGACCUCACCUGGUCACACCUGACGGGUUAAACUGUCUGCACCUGAUCAGCACUCUGGCGAGCAUCAACCCGGCAGCGGUUCUGUCCAGACUGAGCGUGUCCGAGCCGACAGCCAGCUCUCUGUUCCUGGGAGGCAGCGUGGAUCUGAGUCUGGAGGCCAACGCCAUCGCCCUGCGCUACCUGAGCGACUCUCAGCUCAGCAGGCUGUCUCUGGGAGGGCACGCCCCCCUCCCAGGCCCCGCCUCCUCUAAUGACUCCCUGAUGUCGCCUAGCAACAUGUCUCUGGCCACCAGGAAGUACAUGAAAAGGUACGGCCUGAUCGAGGAGGACGACGGCGAGGAGGAGGAGGAGGCGUCGGCUCGCCAUCCGCUGACCGAAGCUCUGAAUGUGAAGCUCCUCCCGCAGAGUCAGCUGAUCCGGGACCUGCGGCCGAAAAUGCAGCUGCUAGCCGGCGGCACCAAACCCAACGCCACCGAUAAGGAAAACUGUUCUAGCAGGCGGCCAUCUUUAGUGAGGGCGAGCAGUCGUCAGACAGAAGGCUCGGUGGGAAACAUCCUGGACCUGAGCCGCCUGAGAGAGCUGCCCAAACUCUUCUGACACCACGAAACCAGCAGCUGAUCAGACUGAAGUCUGCUGGAAGAUUUAACUGUUUUUUAAAUGGAGUCUGGUGAGUCUGAGGUGCUCGGUGUGGAAACCCUCUGCUGGUCAGCUGCCCAAACUGACACCAAAACACCAGAAAACCAGUUGUCUGAUAGGUGCUGGUGACUUUAGAAACUGUCAUAUUUUAACUGGAGUCUGGUGAGUCUGAGGUGCUCGGUGUGGAAACACUGCUGGUCUGAUUCAGGUCCUGGUUUUUAUAGUCAGACUGGAUUUACUGGAAAUCUGCCACCUUUUAGUUUUAACUUCUAUCAGAGGUUUGUGUUCAUGAACUGUGUUUUUUGUGUGUUUGAUCUUUUUUGUCACUUCCUGUUUUUAUGUGAAAUGUCAGAUUUUUUUAUAUAUUUAUGAUUCCACAAAUAAAUUCAUAACACUUUUA
Siniperca chuatsi (mandarin fish) is the source of this 4179-nucleotide messenger RNA. RefSeq names its product STIL centriolar assembly protein (gene stil). The transcript is spliced from 16 exons. Gene Ontology annotation, cellular component: centrosome; centriole. The record is from RefSeq and is a predicted model, not a curated record. NCBI's taxonomy places the organism in Eukaryota, Metazoa, Chordata, Actinopteri, Centrarchiformes, Sinipercidae. Bases 399 to 3740 code for a protein of 1113 amino acids. Gene Ontology annotation, biological process: smoothened signaling pathway; mitotic spindle organization; protein localization to centrosome.